GUAGGCUCAUACAAUCACGUGAUAAGUAGAUAAAAGUAGGUAUUAAUGAAGAAACGUAAACAAAGGCCUAAGAUAUAAGCAGCAACCCGCCAUUACUGUUUGUUUUCCUUUUUUUUUCUGUUUAUCAAUUUACACCUGAGAGUCACAAGGCCACACUAUCUUGACCACUGCCCCUUGUUCUGGAGCGUGUGAGUGUAGAUGCAGUAGUGUGGGAGGGAAGGCAAGCUGGAGUAUACAUGAUUGCUACAUGUUACGUUCAUAGAAGAAUCAGACUGGAACAAACUUUCCUCUUGUGUCAUUUUGUGCGUCAUUUAGGGAGUAUUUUCCACCACCAUCGCAUAAGGAACACCUGUAACCGCCGUGGAUCAAAGGAGCCUGCCAUGGGUUCAAAAUGAGAGCUGCAUGGUAAGCUCUGCCUCCGUUGAGCAUUGUGCAGAGUGCUGGACUGUUGUCAAGAACCUGCUGCACCCUCAGCAUGUGGCCUCUCUUUAGAGAAAAGAUGUGGCGUGUGGUGGCGGCAGUGGUGACGGUGGCAACUCUGGUCCACCGCACUGCAGCAGAUGUGUUGGUGAAGAAGGGUAACCAAACUGUGACCAUGUUUGAAGACUCCCCAGCCAGUUUUGGACCUUUGAUAUCCUUAGAUGGGUUCCAGGGUGUGGCAAUAGCAGUGGAUCCCCCUGAUGCUUGCAAACUGCCUGUUGUGCCCCCAAGUCCUAAUGUCUCCAAGUAUUAUGGGCCGUGGAUUGCAGUGGUGAGGAGGUACAACUGCUCCUUUACUGACAAAGUUCUCAAUGCUCAGCAGGCUGGCUACUUGGCUGUUAUAGUCUACAAUGUCGGCUCCAAUGAGUUGUUACGUAUGGGCAGCAAUGACUCCACCAUAGCGAGCCAGGUGAACAUUCCCUCUGUCUUCAUUGGUGCAGAGGAUGGCUUUCUCAUCACCAAGCGCUUCUCCUACAAAGCUGGCUUCCCUAUUAAGUAUUACCUGGAGUUGACGGAUGACCUGCCCUUCAACUUAGCCAACUACCUGGUUCCCUUUGCCAUCACCAUUGCCAUCUGCUUCAUAGUGAUGCUCUCUUUUAUGAUUGUGAAGUGUGUGAGGGAUUACCGUCGCUCUCGCCGUCACCGCCUCUCCUCUCGCUCUCUCAAGAAGCUCCCCAUCCAUAAGUUUAAGAAGGGUGACCCGUAUGAGUGCUGCGCUAUCUGCCUCGAGGACUAUGUAGACAACGACAAAUUGCGUGUCCUUCCCUGUGAACAUGCGUACCACUCAAAGUGCAUUGACCCAUGGCUGACCAAGAACAGGCGUGUGUGUCCAGUGUGCAAGAGGAAGGUUUUCACCGGGGACGAGCGAGCAUCGGACCUUGAAACAGACUCUGAGGAUGAGACCAGCCCUUUAAUUAACUCGGAUGGAGGGACACAGGGUGGUACCUUUGCCAAUCAGAGGGAAAAUCCAUUUGUGGAGGCUCUGAGGCAAGCUGAUGAGCAGAGGCGGAACAGAAGGCGGAGGAGGGUGUCCCGCAACGUGGAAUGUGGACCUGAGGGAUACCAGCGAUUAGCAGAGUCUUCUUCUGAGGAGGAGGAGGAAGAGGAAGAGGAACAGGAACAGGAACAGCAACAGGAACAGGAACAGGAGAGACAUGGUGAGAGUGCCACUAGUCCUUCCACCAAUGAAAAUGCUUCAGGAGGAGAAGAGAAGGCAGCCGGAGAAGCCAAGGACCCCACAACUGUCACUGUGGUGGUGCACGACGCUGCCACCCGAAGGGACACGCCUACUGACACUUCCAGCCUGAUGAGUUACGGCACUCCUCCCGGCCCGGUGCAGAUUGCCGUGGACAUUGUUAACUCCACUGACUCCUCCACCACUGGGAGUCAGCCAGCGCCUCCACUCCAGUCCUCCAGUGAUGCCAGAUCUGAUCAUGAUUAUGUGGUCUGAAUGUGAUCAGAGCCAAAAAACUGAAUAUCCAAGGUUUGUUGAUUAUUGUUAGUCUUUACACAAGUUGUUGUUUGCAUAAUGUAGUUCUUGAGGGACUUACAUGAACUGGGCUAAACUAAGCAACAUGUCUGUGACUGUAAUGUUUGUUGUAAGAGUCUAAGUACAUAACUAUAGUAUUUUUAUAUAAGGUGACAACGAUUCGUUUUAUUUCACUUUCGUCAAGCAGUGUACACAUUUCUGAUUUGUAGGAAGAUGUAAUGGAGUGGAGUUCCUGAAAUCUUGUCCUUAAAUAAUUCAACAUUCAUUACAAAGUGUGUUAUUUUUUGUGUAAUGUUCAUAUUUAGAGAAGGCAAUGAAUGCUUUUAAGUCACUGUUACUAUAGCAGAGAUGGUGCCCUCAGUCUUUGUAACUCUGAAGAAAACUACAUCCCUAGUGUACAGAGCUCAGAGGUUUUACGAGUAUAUUCUUAACUGAUGGUGUUGGCUGAGCUACACUUAACUGUGGUAAUGGUUGUGAGGUGUGUGACCUACCUCGUUAGUACACCCUUGCCAACACUUCCAAAAACAGACUUCAUGCCACAGACUUGAAAGUGAGAGAGAAAGAGAGAGAAAUAGGGUUUCAUGUUUUAUUUAGAAAGUAUUAUAUUUGAGGUAUUUUCAACAUAUUUAGAUAUAUCAAUGAUUUUUUUUAUUUCUCUCUCUCUCUCUCUCUCUCUCUCUCUCUCUCUCUCUCUCUCUCUCUCUCUCUCUCUCUCUCUCUCUCUCUCUCUCUCUCUCUCUCUCUCUCUCUCUCUCUCUCUCUCUCUCUCUCUCUCUCUCUCUCUCUCUCUCUCUCUCUCAUAUAUACCAAUGACUAGUAUGUAUAUCAAAGCAAAUUUUCACAUUAUUCGUCACAAAGAAAUUAAUUAAAUCUCACAAAGAAGAUUGGCUUUACAGCAACUUUUGAAUUAGUAUCCCAGCUUGAGUACUUCCAUUUGUGAGUCUUAAGUUUAACACAACCUAGAACCACCACUGCCUCUUGUAUUCUCUAGGACUCUUUAAUAUUGCCUAUCCCAACUUGCUUACGUGCCUAGAAUGACUGGCUAUUGUAUUACCUAGAACUCCUUUAAUCUUGACUAAUCCAACUUGCAUAUCUGAUACUUCACGAGCAUUUCUUUUUAUCAUUUGACAACCUUUCUUUCUCUAACAUGAGCCAACUUACUGUGAUGCUUAGCUGUAUACAUUAGACCUACAUAUUAUUUUUACUUAUAUCAGUUUUAAUAAACAUUUUCUGUAUUAUUACUGUAGUUCAUAUUUUUAGUCUUCACAUAAUUCAUCAUUCAGAUGUGUAAUUAUCCCCCAAAGAGCCUAGUUUUGUCUUAUUCUUGAUGGAAAAAUCCAGUUUGUGACAGAAAACUCUGACAUUCUUGCAUCUUCAUUAUUUCUGCAGUAUUGGCUAGUAGGGGAUUUUCUGUAGCUUCUUGAUGAUGGCUGUGGGAACUAAUACACUCUUAGGUUGAUGGGAAGUGUGCUGUGGUGCACGGUCAGUGACGGCCUGUAUGAACCACUUGAGUGACACGCUGUUCUGACAGAUUAAGUGGGAUGCAGCACUGAAUUGAUGGCACAGAUCUUUGGAGGUGAGAUUGGUGUCUGAAGUGCAGAUCUAACAGUGCAGCAUUCACCACAUCUAUUUAAAACUUUAUUGGAAGAAUUGUACUGAAAUAAAUGGGAAGAUGCAUUGUGGCAAUAAUGAUUAAAAAGAAUAGAGGUUAAUAAUAGCCUAUGUACUCAUUUGUAUUAUCCUUUAUAUUGGCAUUAUUAUUAUUAUAAAAAAAUUCAGUCUACUAACUCCAUUAGAAGUGUAAGCUAAAUAUUCUCCACUCGGUCAGUUCACAAGUCGCUGCUUCCAUCAUUCAUAGCUUGUAGUGAGAACCAGGGGACAAUAAACACUGGCAGCUUUGUGUCUAAGUCAUUUUGAGAGCUACACAAAUACUCAGCUUCCAAAACAUACCAAGAAAUUCACCUGUCGUGCCUCUCAAGAAUGCUGGUAUAAAGAGUUCAUGGUCAUGUUUUUACUGCCAUUCAAAGUACAGCCGGGAUUCAGCAUUUUAGCAUCCUCCUUGGUUAGUAGUUGGGCUAAGGCCAUGUAGAGUAAGGCUGGGUGGCUUGACUUGCACUAACUUGGCAAUUGAUGAAGUGUUAUUGUAAGUUCCUUUAAAUACUUUACUGUCACAAUACUCAACAUGCUCACUAGACAGACAGUCUUAUGUGGCUAAUAUAAAUACAGGUAAAGGGAUGUAAUGUAGCAUUCAUAUGCCAUGCAUCAUUGUAUCCCAUGCUGAGGUUCCCUUUAAAGACACAGGCACAGACAAGACAUAUCACAUUUCAUUUUGGGAUAAGAAUGCAGAGGAGAAAUUCCCAUUCCUGUUGCUCUGUCUCUUUAGUUCCAUACAGAGCUGAAAGUAUGAGGGAGGUGUUGAAAAUUAUGAAUUCUGAUACUUAAUUGCUAGCUAAAAAAAAUCCUGUCUCUCAAGUGAAUACAAAAGCUGAAAAUAUGAGAGAGAUGUUGAAUAUGAGGAAUUGGGACACAUCAUGGUUAAAUAGUUAUUAGAUACUUUUGCUAACUGCUCAUGUCUGACCAACACUACGUCAUGCACACUUAUUUCCUGUCCUGAUGACUGAUAGUGUCACAGUCUACAAGGCCAGCAAUGUCAUGCCUUGUUGGUUACCCAGUCUUGCACCAUGUCUGCCUUCAGCUCUCACCCAACCAGUGGAUGGGUGUCGAAACUCUAUCUCUGGCUGUACUUACAUGCUGGAGUGUAGAUACUGUGCUGUCUUUUAUAACCAGUGUCUGCAGUAAAGAGCUUACACACUUCAUGCAUUUUGACCGCUUAUUGAAUCUUUUUUAGUCACAAUAAAACUUGUGUACUUUUAUGGAGUCAAGUUUGUGUUUGUUUAAAGUGGAGUUUUGAUUUUUAUUAUUCUAUAGAAGAAAUGUAAUUUUUGUAACAAAGGUUUGCAUCAUAUGACUGGAGGUACAGUACAUGGCUCAGUCAUGUCAUGCUGGCCACUUACUAUAGAUCAACAGACAAUCUCCAGCUCCUCCAGGGAAGAAAAUACUGAUUUACACUGGCUGAAUUUUUCUGAUACCCCAUUUAUCUCAUUUACAGUACAUAUAUUGUUUAGCAAACAUGUAUAUGCUUUAGUUGUAUGAUAUUUAGUGUGAUUUCUCUUAAAUGUGAGAUUAUUUCUGACCUGUGCCGUAGUUUUAAGUUAUAAUGCACAUUUACCCUCAGUAGGAACAAAGGUUUGUAUAUAAGAAUAUAUGUGUGUAUGUGUUAUGUUAGUGCGUAUAUUUGAUGCAUAGAUAGUGUUCUCAUUUAUGAACAGGUUUUCCUGUUCACUAUAUAUAUACAUAUUCAGUAUAGUGACUUUAUUAACAGCAUAUAUAUUUGUUGGUUAAUGAGGCUAAAUUGGCAACCUAGAGAUUAAUAAAAGAGAAGGACAGACAAGGAACUAGACAUAAGGAUGAGAUGGACAUUUUGCUGGGAUGCCAAUGAUAGAUGGACAGCCGAGUUUUGAGUGAAGGGAGAUCUUUGUUCUGUGCUGGAGUCAUGGACACUGCUCCUGAUCAUGAUGGCAAACUGAGUGGCAUAUCGGCAUAUCAUGUACAGCUGAAAUGCCAAUGAGCACUUAUAGAUCAGAUUCAAAGCCAAGCAAUUGAAAUUUUAAUAGAUUGCCCAGCUCUUAAAGAUAAAUGAAUAGGCAUUUUUAAACAUACUACUAAAGAGAACUGCAUUGCUAUGUUGAUUGUGUGUGUCAUGGAUGCCAGUGUGAACUCCUGUGGAUUCAAAAUACAGAGGAAGUAAAAUUAUCACAACCAGUGUCUGCUGUGAUCAACUUCAGCGUAAUUCAUCAAAUAUUUUCUCGUAAUUUGUUUUCCUUGUUUUUAUUUUGGUUCCUGGCCAGCCAGUGAUGCACAUAGCUGCCAGAACCCUUGAUGUGUGAGAUGAGUUGUAUGUUCCUAAGUGAAUCGACCUCGGUGCUGUGCAGAUGUAUGCUGGAUGAGCUCUUUAUGUAGCAUGUUCAAUAUGUACAUGUAUUUUAAUAUAUACACUACCCUAAGGAGUUUUGUCUACAACCUAUGGUGAGAUGCAAUAUGACUUUAUUAUAACUCUAGGUGGAAAGAAAAUGUUAUGCUGAUGUAACAAGUUUAGUUUAAAAUGAAGCUUAAGAAAAGUUG
Molecule: messenger RNA, 6151 nt
Organism: Portunus trituberculatus (swimming crab)
Lineage: Eukaryota; Metazoa; Arthropoda; Malacostraca; Decapoda; Portunidae
Gene: gzl
Product: E3 ubiquitin-protein ligase RNF13-like
Exons: 11
Coding region: 476-1930 (484 amino acids)
Cellular component (GO): nucleoplasm; cytoplasm
Source: RefSeq, a predicted model, not a curated record